AUGCCGCUCGAUGAGGAGUGGCACUGUAGGAAGUUUGAGAAUGGUCUCCGAGGAGACAUUUGCUUGAUGGCAGCUCCACUUUCCAUCAAAGACUUCGCUGCCUUGGUGGAAAAGGCCAGGGUUAUGGAGAGAAUUAAAAUGGAGGUCGAGGCCCAGCAGCAGCCACAACAGAGGGUUAUCAGACCAUCUGAGUCCAGGCCAAGAGUUGAAGAGAAGAAGAAGCCUUAUUCCAGGCCCCAUCCACAGCCACGGGAGUCUAUAGGCUUUUCUUCCCCACCCAGCAGGAUCCAGUGCCAUCAUUGCGGAGGACCGCAUGUGAAGAGUUUUUGCCCGCAACUAUCCGGGUUCCGCAAGUGCAACCAUUAUGGCAUGGAGGGUCACUUUGGCAGGGAUUGUCCUACUUUGAGGAGGGCAGUGGCACGACCUCCAUCACAAACUCCGAGCCAGACUCAGCAAAGGAAGGGAGGCGGCAGGCCUCAAGCUACAGGCAUGGUUUAUGCGAUGAUUGGGUCAGAGGCAACGGGUGUAGGUAACCUCGUCAUUGGUUGUUGUGUGAUGUCUGGCAAGGCUUGUUGUGUUCUUUUUGAUUCUGGAGCGACACACUCUUUUGUGUUAGAGUCGUGUGUGCGGGAGUUGGGUCUGCCAGUGUGUGAACUACAGUUUGAUCUCGUGGUAUAUACUCCGACAUCUGGGUUGGUUAGGACUUCUACUGUGUGUGCUAGAUGUAAAGUUGAGGUAGAGGGACGCGUAUACAAAGUCAAUCUUAUAUGCCUCCCUCUGUAA
Molecule: messenger RNA, 783 nt
Organism: Vigna unguiculata (cowpea)
Lineage: Eukaryota; Viridiplantae; Streptophyta; Magnoliopsida; Fabales; Fabaceae
Source: RefSeq, a predicted model, not a curated record